AUGAGAGAAGUUAUUUGUGUUAAAGAGAAGCUGUUGUCUGUGCCAGGAGUGUUAUGGUGCGUGCUGGUGGUGGCGGGGACCUGCUCCGCCAAUUGGCAGUGGCCGGACAGCGAGGCAGCCGCCUCCGUCCGCAUCGACACCAAAGUGCGCUUCAUUGAUGCCGAGCCCGACAAAGACAGUGAUAAGGUAGUUCGCCACGUGAUGUUCGAUGAUGUGCCGUUCAAGCAGCCGGAGGAGACGGACGGGUUCUACAACCGGCCGCCCGGCGCCGGCCGCUACCCGGUCCGGGUGGAGGCGCACCGCGCGCCCUACCGUUCCGACGGCACCGGCAUCUACAGCGCCAACAUUCAGCAUAAGAACAUGUUGUCUGAUGGCACGCUGGACUCCCUGCAGUACUGCAAGUGUGUCAGCAACGCUGACUGCAAUCCCCGCGUCGACUCACGGAACGCUUGCGGAGCCGGCAAGUCCCUGUGCUGUUACCCGCACCACAAAAACAAACUCCCAUUUACUCACAAAAACCAAUACUUCAACGAACUAGAGGACGACCGACCGAUGCUACUGCCGGGACAAGAGAACUUGGCGCGCCCGUUUCCACCGCCGCCAGCCUCCGCACUCAACGGUCUGUUCGGCUCCUUCGGACCUGGACACGACCAUGACUCCUCGCACAUUGGAGUUUUCGAGAAGCCAUUGGGAGUGCUCGUAGGGCCAGACGGUCCAACAGGAGUACUAGGGCCACAAACCAAACAUAAACAACCCGGAGUUCUUGUUGGACCUGAAGGACCAACCGGCAUCGUAGGCCCAGCGCCUGACGGAACAGGAAGCGAGACGGCACAAGGCGGAGUCUUGGUUGGUCCAAUGGGACCCUCGGGAUUGGGCUCGUAUGGCCGCGGACCAUUGCUAGUGGGCCCAGGAGGACCUACAGGUAUUAUCGGGCCAGCCAGGGGCCGCAACCCAGGUAUUCUAGUAGGACCAGGCGGGCCUACCGGUAUCAUCGGGCCUGCUUACGGCAGGCAACCAGGAAUUCUAACGGGCCCUGGCGGCCCCACGGGUUCCAUCGGGCCUGGGAGACAAGUGUUAGUGGGCCCCGGUGGACCCACUGGCCGGAUUGGACCGCAGCGAUUCUUUGGUAAAUAAUCGUGCCAUGUGUUGUGUGGUGACUAAUAGAAUAUGGAACUAACAAGUUAUAACGCUGUAAGUAGUUUACCUAUGAGACUUUGGAGUGUAAUAUGCACCACGAGCAGUGUAAGUACAUGUAAAUAAUUGUAGUUAAUCAUAUUGAUGUGGUCCUGUGAUAACCGCGACAACCCCGAGCUGCACACGCGUGCGAACAGCUCACAGGGUAGUAAGCGCUGAGCUGUUGCAGGCCACCCGUGCAAGCGGGGGAGCGCCGCGGCGGACGACGCGACGCAGGAGCCUGCCUCGUCCGAAACAGAGUCCACACACCAGUAUACAGAGACAACCAACACGCCAACCACAUAUGUUACUGAAAUAAACGAAUAGUAGGAAACUAUUUCUUUCCUUUUCAUUAAUCCUAUAUUAUACGCC
Spodoptera exigua (beet armyworm) is the source of this 1545-nucleotide messenger RNA. NCBI's taxonomy places the organism in Eukaryota, Metazoa, Arthropoda, Insecta, Lepidoptera, Noctuidae. The record is from the annotation of a GenBank genome assembly.